Tupaia belangeri chinensis (Chinese tree shrew) is the source of this 424-nucleotide messenger RNA. RefSeq names its product cytochrome c-like. Lineage: Eukaryota; Metazoa; Chordata; Mammalia; Scandentia; Tupaiidae. The transcript has a single exon. The coding region runs from base 42 to 359 and encodes 105 amino acids. Gene Ontology annotation, molecular function: electron transfer activity; heme binding. The record is from RefSeq and is a predicted model, not a curated record.
GUUACUCUAUAUCCCCAAGUGACAAAAGAGAGAAUUAAAAAAUGGGUGAUGCUGAGAAAGGCAAGAAGAUUAUUGUUCAGAAGUGUGCCCAGUGCCAUACCGUGGCAAAGGGAGGCGAGCACAAGACUGGCCCAAAUCUCCAUGGUCUAUUUGGGCGGAAGGCAGGUCAGGACCCUGGACUCUCUUACACAGAAUCCAACAAGAACAAAGGCAUCUCUCAGGGAGAGGAUACACUGAUGGCGUAUCUGGAGAAUCCCAAGAUGUACAGCCCUGGAACAAAAAUGAUCUUUGCUGGCAUUAAAAAGAAGUCCGAAAGAGCCAAGUUAAUAGCUUAUCUUAAAGAAGCUACUAAUGAGUAACAGGUGGCCACUGCCUUAUUUAUGACAAAACAGAAAUGCCUCACCUUUUUUAUGUGUACCGAAUU